ACCGACGUCACUGUUUGUGUGCUGUGCACUGCUCGCUUUGGGGAAGAUGGCGGAGGCAGCGGCUGUUCCCCCGCAUCGGUUUUUCUGUCACUGUUGUAAGGGCGAAGUAAAUCCCAAACUCCCGGAGUAUAUCUGUCCACGCUGUGACUCAGGCUUCAUUGAGGAAGUGACAGAAGAUUCCAGCAACCUCCUAGAGGGCGGCGCUAAUGGAAUGGAUGACGCAGCCACUCAGUUUGCAGAGCUUUGGCAUCUCUUAUUAAUGGAACGGCCAUUUUCCAUCGAUGGCGACAACCCCGAUUCGGAACCCCGACUCCCGGGCGGGCGCUUGGGCAGGCUCAGCGACCUGGGGGGAGUUGGUAGCGGGCCCAUCGGGGGCUCAGUCCCUGCUGGCCUUGGAGGGCCCAUGGGGGUGUCGCUAGGCACAGGCGAUCACUGGGGCCCGGCGCGCCCCCCACGUUUACACACUCAAAGGAGAUACAGGACCAGAGUCAGUAGUAGACCUGACAGGUCACCUGCUGUUGAAGGGAUUGUACAGCAGUUCCUUGCAGGCCUCUUUGCCAACUCUGGAGUCUCUGGCUCACCACCACUCUCAUGGACAGGGAUGCUGCAUUCUAAUCCAGGGGACUAUGCUUGGGGACAAGGUGGCCUGGAUGCUGUCAUAACACAGUUGUUAGGUCAGCUGGAGAACACAGGGCCUCCUCCAGCAGAGAAAGAGCGAAUCUCUUCUCUUCCCUUUGUUAAUAUUUCUCAGGAACAAGCAGACUGUUGUAUGGAAUGUCCAGUGUGCAAAGAGGACUUUGAGGUUGGUGAGGCCGUCAGACAGCUCCCCUGUAACCACUUCUUCCAUUCAGCCUGUAUAGUGCCAUGGCUAGAGAUGCACGACACGUGUCCAGUUUGCCGGAAGAGUUUGAACGGCGAAGACAGCAGCAGUCAGCCCCCGUCAGAGCCCCCCUCCCUCUCCAUGGACCCCCGCACACAGGAGAGAUGGUCCUUCUGA
Molecule: messenger RNA, 997 nt
Organism: Nerophis lumbriciformis (worm pipefish)
Lineage: Eukaryota; Metazoa; Chordata; Actinopteri; Syngnathiformes; Syngnathidae
Source: RefSeq, a predicted model, not a curated record